This is a messenger RNA of Olea europaea var. sylvestris, 871 nucleotides long. RefSeq lists its product as uncharacterized. The record is from RefSeq and is a predicted model, not a curated record. The transcript has 5 exons. Lineage: Eukaryota; Viridiplantae; Streptophyta; Magnoliopsida; Lamiales; Oleaceae. The annotation marks the transcript as partial.
GCCAGUCAUUGUAGUUAAUGGCACAUAUUUAAAUGGUCAGUAUAAGGGUACACUUUUCAUAGCUUGUACACAAGAUGCAAAUAACAACAUUUUCAUACUAGCUUUUGAGAUUGGGGACAAUGAAAAUGAAGAGUCAUGGAGAUGGUUUCUUGAAAUGUUGAAGAGAGCAUAUGGAUUGAGAAACGGGUUAUGUAUAAUAUCAAAUAGACACAACCGCAUAAGAAAUGCCAUUGAAUUAGUAUAUCUAGAGGCAAUUCAUGGGAUUUGUUCGUACCAUUUACUUAAAAAUUUGAAGACUCAUUACGCAAAAUCAGGUCACGAUGUCACACAUGCAUUCAAUGCUACCGUACGAGCUUCUACAAUGGUUGAAUUUGAAUAUCAAAUGCAACAAUUGGACUCGGUCAAUAAAGAGAUCAGAGGAUAUCUGUUGGACGUUGGAUCUGAAAGAUGGUCCAGAUUACACGUGCCAACAAAUCGAUACUUUACCACGACUUCGAGCAUAAUUGAAUUUGUAAAUGCAGUCACAAAGGCGGUUUUCCCUGCAAGUCACAAUUUGUUUGAAGUUUGUAAAAUAUUUCAAGUGGAUCAACUUUCGUGUCUACAUGCACUAUCAGUGUUUGCAACAUUGAAGCUUUAUGUGUAUAAUUUAUGCUCGAAUGAUUAUACAACGGAUGCAUAUGUGAAUACGUACAAAGAAACGGUUAUGCACGUAGGUAAUAGAGUGGAAUGGAUUUUACCUGAAGACGUAAAGAACAUAACAGUGCUUGGUCCAAAUAAAAAAAGAAGUUCUGGGUGUCCUAUUGAGACGAGGAAGGAGUCACGGUUAGAGUAUCGCUUUCAUACGGCGAGAGUCAUUGGUUCAAAUCCAAUA